Molecule: messenger RNA, 4398 nt
Organism: Sciurus carolinensis (gray squirrel)
Lineage: Eukaryota; Metazoa; Chordata; Mammalia; Rodentia; Sciuridae
Gene: Tbck
Product: TBC1 domain containing kinase
Exons: 26
Coding region: 301-2979 (892 amino acids)
Biological process (GO): protein phosphorylation; activation of GTPase activity
Molecular function (GO): ATP binding; protein kinase activity; GTPase activator activity
Source: RefSeq, a predicted model, not a curated record
GGGGACAGCGAGGCGCUGUCAGUGGAGGGUGCUGGGUUGGUGUUUCUGGCCAGGUUCUCAAAAGGGAACUUAAUUUGUCUUGGCUCGCAGGCAAAUGCCAAUCUCUGAGCUCCCGGCGUUCCAGGAACGGUCUGUUUUGUCGAAGUAUUAAAACGCAGGACCUGGUGCUUUAAGCAGUAACGGCAACACCAGCCACAGCCGCAGCGCUGGGGCCUUGUGUAGAAGCUCCAUCCCCCUUGUCUUGUGCCUGUUUGCGUCCCCAGACUCAGAGAACAUCUUGGAAGAUCUAGGACUCCAAGAAUGUUCCCCUUGAAGGAUGCUGAAAUGGGUGCCUUUACCUUCUUUGCCUCAGCUCUGCCACAUGAUGUUUGUGGAAGCAAUGGCCUUCCUCUUACACCAAACUCCAUCAAGAUUUUAGGUCGCUUUCAAAUCCUUAAGACCAUCACCCAUCCUAGACUGUGCCAGUAUGUGGAUAUUUCUAGGGGAAAGCAUGAAAGACUAGUCGUGGUGGCUGAACACUGUGAACAGAGUCUGGAAGACUUGUUACGAGAAAGAAAACCUGUGAGCCAUUCAAAGGUUUUGUGCAUAGCAUUUGAAGUACUUCAGGGCUUGCAGUAUAUGAACAAACAUGGUAUAGUACACCGGGCACUUUCUCCUCAUAAUAUCCUGUUGGAUAGAAAGGGACAUAUUAAAUUGGCUAAAUUUGGACUUUAUCACAUGACAGCUCAUGGUGAUGAUGUUGAUUUCCCAAUAGGGUAUCCAUCAUACUUGGCACCUGAAGUAAUUGCACAAGGAAUUUGCAAAACCACUGAUCAUGUGCCAAGUGAAAAACCAUUGCCUUCUGGCCCCAAAUCAGAUGUAUGGUCUCUUGGGAUCAUUUUAUUUGAGCUUUGUGUGGGAAGAAAAUUAUUUCAGAGCUUGGAUAUUUCUGAAAGACUAAAAUUUUUGCUUACUUUGGAUUGUGUAGAUGAUACUGUAACAGUUCUGGCCGAAGAGCAUGGUUGUCUGGACAUUAUAAAGGAACUUCCUGAAAAUGUAACAGAUCUUUUAAAGAACUGCCUCACUUUCCAUCCUUCUAAGAGGCCAACUCCAGAUGAAUUAAUGAAGGACAAAGUGUUCAGUGAAGUGUCACCUUUAUAUACCCCAUUUAUCAAACCUGCCAGUCUGUUUUCAUCUUCUCUGAGAUGUGCUGAUUUAACUCUGCCUGAGGAUAUUAGUCAGUUGUGUAAAGAUAUAAACACAGAUUAUCUGGCAGAAAGAUCUAUUGAAGAAGUUUAUUACCUUUGGUGUUUGGCUGGAGGUGACUUGGAGAAAGAGCUUGUUAAUAAGGAAAUCAUUCGAUCCAAACCACCUAUCUGCACACUUCCCAAUUUUCUCUUUGAAGAUGGUGAAAGCUUUGGACAAGGACGAGAUAGAAGCUCGCUAUUAGAUGAUACUACUGUUACAUUGUCUUUAUGCCAGCUAAGAAAUAGAUUAAAAGAUGUUGGUGGAGAAUCAUUUUAUCCAUUACUUGAAGAUGAUCAGUCUAAUUUGCCUCAUUCAAACAGCAAUAAUGAAUUGUCUGCAGCUGCCACUCUCCCUUUAAUCAUCCGGGAGAGGGACACCGAGUACCAACUAAACAGAAUUAUUCUCUUUGACAGACUACUAAAGGCUUAUCCAUAUAAAAAAAAUCAAAUUUGGAAAGAAGCAAGAAUUGACAUUCCUCCUCUAAUGAGGGGUUUAACGUGGGCUGCUCUUCUGGGAGUUGAGGGAGCUAUUCAUGCCAAGUAUGAUGCAAUUGAUAAAGAUACACCAAUUCCUACAGAUAGACAAAUUGAAGUGGAUAUUCCUCGCUGCCACCAGUAUGAUGAGCUAUUAUCAUCACCAGAAGGUCAUGCAAAAUUUAGGCGUGUAUUAAAAGCUUGGGUAGUAUCUCAUCCUGAUCUUGUGUACUGGCAAGGUCUUGACUCACUUUGUGCUCCAUUCCUCUAUCUAAAUUUCAAUAAUGAAGCUUUGGCUUAUGCAUGUAUGUCUGCUUUUAUUCCCAAAUACCUAUAUAAUUUCUUCUUGAAAGACAACUCGCAUGUAAUACAAGAGUAUCUGACUGUUUUCUCUCAGAUGAUUGCAUUUCAUGACCCAGAGUUGAGUAAUCAUCUCAAUGAAAUUGGCUUCAUUCCUGAUCUCUAUGCCAUUCCUUGGUUUCUCACCAUGUUUACUCAUGUAUUUCCACUGCACAAAAUUUUCCACCUCUGGGAUACCUUACUACUUGGAAAUUCCUCUUUCCCAUUCUGUAUUGGAGUAGCAAUUCUCCAGCAACUACGGGAUCGGCUUUUGGCUAAUGGCUUUAAUGAGUGCAUUCUUCUCUUCUCUGAUUUACCAGAAAUAGACAUUGAACGCUGUGUACGAGAAUCGAUCAACCUGUUUUGUUGGACUCCUAAAAGUGCUACUUAUAGACAGCAUGCUCAACCUCCAAAACCAACUUCUGACAGUACUGGAGUCAGAAGUACAUCGUAUUUUUCAGCCGAAUGUUCAGAGCCUCCCAAGACAGAUCUGUCAAGAGAAUCCAUCCCAUUAAAUGACCUAAAAUCUGAAGUAUCACCCCGAAUUUCAGCAGAGGACCUGAUUGACUUGUGUGAGCUCACAGUGACAGGCCACUUCAAAACACCCACAAAGAAAACAAAGUCCAGUAAGCCAAAGCUCCUGGUGGUUGACAUCCGCAAUAGUGAAGAUUUUGUUCGAGGUCACAUUUCAGGCAGCAUCAACAUUCCAUUCAGUGCUGCAUUCACUGCAGAAGGGGAGCUUACCCAGGGUCCUUAUACCACUAUGCUUCAGAACUUCAAGGGAAAGGUCAUUGUCAUCGUGGGGCAUGUGGCAAAGCACACAGCUGAGUUUGCAGCUCAUCUUGUGAAGAUGAAAUAUCCAAGAAUCUGUAUUCUAGAUGGUGGCAUCAAUAAAAUCAAGCCAACAGGCCUCCUCACAGUCCCAUCUCCUCAAAUCUGAAGAACCAAGAGACUGGGUGACAAAAGGACAGAGUGGCAUCAGUAUCCCAUAGCACAAUUCUUCAUAGCCAUGUCAUUGUAAGAUGAAACUAGAUCUCCAGAUUGUUGCAUUUCCUUAAAGCUUUCUCAUGAGCCAUUUUGUAAAACUCAUGACCCAGAUGUUCAGCUCUCGAGGCAAGAAACUUGACUGUACUUGUAUUGCUAAAAGAAUUUUCUUAACAGUGAAAUCUGAUCAUGUAUUUUUACCACACUGCCACAUAAAGCCAGAGGAAUUCAGCUGACAGGCAGAUUUAGCAUUAUCAAGAAAUCCCAGUUGCACUGAAAAAUUCAUCCUCCGUCACACUGAACAGACAGUCCUAACAAAGGUAUUACUUAGAAAUAUAGAUGGAAUGUGGACUGAAAUCAUGAUCUUUCCAUGAUAACAAAAACUAAAAAGCUGUUUGCAGUCUAUUCCUUAUAAAUAAAUGCUACAUUUGGAAACUGUGUUAGCCUAGACAAGUUGUAUGCUUGUGCGUGGGAGUGUGUGUAGAGGAAGUAGAGUUCAGCCUGUUUCAGAAAGUGGUAAUAGUUCACUCCCAGAAAAAUGAAAUUCAGAAACCAUUCCUAUUUGAUAGACUAUUAGUCCAGUUCAUAUAUCACAGAAACCUGAAGAGUGACUUAAACAAGGUUUCUAGCUUCUUUGUCACAUAAAAGUUGGCAUAUUUAGUCCAGGGCUAGUAUACCGACGUCAUGAUCACUUGAAGCCCAGGUAUCGUCUCAUACUGCUUUACCAAUCUUGCUACAUGGCACCCCUCACGUGGAUGAAAAUGGCUAUUUGGCUCCCUUGAUAUCUGCAAGCAAAAGGAAGGGAUGAGCGAAGGAGGGAGGAAAGAAAAGAAGAAAUAAGAGAAAAGGGGAAGGCAUGUUCUUUUAUGUACUUACACAGCAUUGGCCUGACUGUAGUCAUGUGGCCACACCUAGCUACAGAGAAAAUCAGGAUUAUAGUCUUUGACUGAGGAGCCACCUCCCCAGCUAAAAAAGCUUUAUUACUGUGUGGGAAGAAGAGAACACAUUAAGGGUGACAGCUAGCAGCCUCUGCCACAUUUUUUUGAAAAAGUAAAUGCUGUGUUUAAUUAAAUCUAAGGCAGUAUAAUAUUAUAUAUCAUGAGAAAAUAAAAAAAUCCAGCCAAACUGUGACACACCAUCAAUUAUAAGAUACAUUCCCAUUUAGAAAUCUGAAAAAUAUACAUCUUAUAAUUACUGAAAUGCAGUACAUCUUUUGAAUAUUUUCAGUUUUGUUUUAAAUAAAAAGUGUUCAUUCCUCUAUAACUUAUAUUUCUCUUUAAUGUGAAAACUGCCUAGUUUGAAUAUUUAAAUAAAAGCCUCAGUUCAAAUUUCUGGGCCACAGAUUUGUAACUGCUACUGGGUUUUUUGUUUGUUU